AUGUUUCUUUGGACCUUUACAGCCAACACGCGACAUUCCAUAUCCACAGUGUGUUCAUAUCUAUCUAUCUAUCUAUCUAUCUAUCUAUCUAUCUAUCUAUCGAUCUCUAUUCAUAUCUAUCUAUCUAUCUAUCUAUCUAUCUAUCUAUCUAUCUCAGUCUGUUCAUAUUUAUCUACCUAUCUAUCUGUAUUAAUCUAUGACUGUUCAUGUCUAUCUAUCUAUCUAUCUUUCUCAGUCUGUUCAUAUCUAUCUAUCUAUUUAUCUAUCCCAAUCUGUUCAUAUCUAUCUAUCUAUCUAUCUAUCUAUCUAUCUCAGUCUGCUUAUAUCUUUCUUUCAAGCUAUCUACAAUAUCUAUCUUUCUACGCAUCUAUCCAUCUAUCUAUCUCAGUCUGUUCAUUUCUACCUACCUAUCUAUCUGCAUUAUUCUAUGACUGUUCAUGUUUAUUUAUCUAUCUUUCUCAGUCUUUUCAUAUCUAUCUAUCUAUCUAUCUAUCUGUAUUAAUCUAUGACUGUUCAUGUCUGUCUAUCUAUCUAUCUAUCUAUCGAUCGAGCGAUCUCAGUCUAUUCAUAUCUAUCUAUCUAUCUAUCUAUCUAUCGAUCUCAGUCUGUUCAUAUCUAUCUAUCUAUCUAUCUAUCUAUCUAUCUCAUCUGUUCAUAUCUAUCUAUCUAUCUAUCUAUCUAUCUAUCUAUCUAUCUAUCUAUCUAUCUAUCUCAUCAUAUCUAUCUAUCUAUGUUCAUAUCUAUCUAUCUAUAGUCAUACCUAUCUAUCUAUCUAUCUAUCUAUCUAUCUAUCUAUCUUCAUAUUAUCUAUCUGUAGUGAUAUCUAUCUAUCUAUCUAUCUAUCUACAAUCAUACCUAUCUAUCUAUCUAUCUAUCUAUCUAUCUAUCUAUCUAUCUGUAGUCAUACCUAUUCAUCUAUCUAUCUAUCUAUCUAUCUAUCUAUCUAUCUAUCUAUCUUUAUUCUUAUUAUCUAAUUCUGUUCACUCGUUCACUAUGUCCGUUAUCUAUCUAUCUAUCUAUCUAUCUAUCUAUCUAUCUAAUUCUAAAUCCAAUGUUUUUUUUCUGCCAAAUGAUUAUUACCUUAUCUAUCUAUCUAUCUAUCUAUCUAUCUAUCAAUCUAUAGUCAUAUCUAUCCUUAUAUGUCCAUAUCUAUCUCUCUUUCUCUCAAGGUCUCAUACAGCAAGGAAAACACCGAAAUAUAUUUUGGAAAUGAGAAGUUUUUUUCUACUAAUUGAUUAUUUACCUCAUCUCUCUCUUUCGCUAUCUAUCUAUCUAUCUAUCUAUCUAUCUAUCUAUCUAUCUAUCUAUCGCACUCUAUUCAUAUCUAUCCUAAUAUCAAGGAAAACACAGGAAGAUAUUUUGGAAAUCAGAUGUUUUUUCUACCAAAUGAUUAUUACCUUGUACCCAUCUAUCUAUCUAUCUAUCUAUCUAUGUAUCUACAUCCAUGUCUAUCUAUCCAUCUCUCUCUAUAUAUAG
This is a messenger RNA of Acanthosepion pharaonis, 1476 nucleotides long. NCBI's taxonomy places the organism in Eukaryota, Metazoa, Mollusca, Cephalopoda, Sepiida, Sepiidae. The record is from the annotation of a GenBank genome assembly.